This is a messenger RNA of Fomitopsis serialis, 752 nucleotides long. RefSeq lists its product as uncharacterized. The record is from RefSeq and is a predicted model, not a curated record. Bases 160 to 678 code for a protein of 172 amino acids. The transcript is spliced from 8 exons. NCBI's taxonomy places the organism in Eukaryota, Fungi, Basidiomycota, Agaricomycetes, Polyporales, Fomitopsidaceae.
ACUAUCCUUGCAACCAGUGCUGUCAAGGCCACAGCCUGUGAAGGAAGAUAGGGCCAGUGGACUCGGCGCCAUCCAGGACGGCAUAAAAGCUUUGGUCGGGGCUAUGUAUCAAGCAACACUCUUGGGCAAUUCGUCUACCUGCGCGGAAACUACACAGAAAUGUCGUCAGCCAAUGUCGCAGCAAACGCGUCGUAUGACAUGCUCGUCAAUUAUGUCUUCUAUGCGACUGCUGCUCUUUACUUGUACGAUAGGAUCAUCAGCAUCGGACAAGAGGUUGACUGUAUAUGGCGACGCCGAAAUACCAGGAUCAUUGUACCGGCCCUCUACGUCAUGAUGCAUUCUUGUGCAAUGCUAUACCUCCUCCUGAACCCAUUGCAGGACAUUCCAAACUGUCAGCUACUUGGCUUUUUCAAUACUACAGAUGGUCACCAUCUGUCUCAUGUAUGCAGUAUUCGGAGCGAUUGCAAGUCUCCGUGUAUAUACAAUCAACGGGAGAAGCUGGAAAUUGCCAAUCGUAGUGAUGUUACUUGGACUUACGCCCGUGGCUACCAACAUAUAUUGCGCUGCUCGCUGGAGAAUGACCGUUUUCCCGCCUUUCAACGGCUGUACCCUCGCGGUCGCUUGGUCUGUCGCUACCGGACGCUGCGGAAAUCCUUACGCGAUCGAGCAUCGUUGUAGCCGACGCUCUAGUGUUUCUGGCGACAUGGCGCUCUGCUCGUGGAAACAAUGGGUUGCGACAAGAGGAUCAUUUC